AUGAUCAUCUGGGUGGGGUUAGCUGUUGGAGGGUCUAUUUUGGUGUCUUUCAACUGGUGGGAAAACUACUUGAAAAAAACAAUUUCAGCGAACAGCAGCCCCACCUUCCUCGAGAACCUUUGCAAUGACAUAAAAGAGUGCCAGAACAUACUGCACAUUCUCUCCAGCCUCAUGAGGAUCGUUGUGACUGCGUGUGUAGUUGGGGCCUACGUCCCUCUAGCCAAAAUGGACUGGAGCAUUCUGACCUCCAUCCCGAGCCAUGAGACAAGAAUUAUAGCCAUCAUCAUUGGGGUCCAGCUGGUCUCCUCAGCACUCUGCCACUGGUUUGCCUUGGUAGCCUGCAAGAUGCAUGCUUUGCGGCGAUGCUUCAUCCUUCCUCUAUACCUGGCCUCUCUAGCUGUUUUGGCUCUGCUGGUCAUUCCAGUUAUUGUUUACUAUCAGGACUACAGAACAAGCCUGAAUGGGACUACAAACAUCAACUUCACAGACUACUGUAAGGUGGCUGUGGAUGGAAGGAAUCAAAGCCUGAAUGACAGUGUGUUUCCACAUCUGGUGCUGGAUGUUACAUACACUCUGUGCUUCCUUGACAUGUCCAAGAUAGCUGACAUUGGCAUACUCACAGGUUCAGCAGUGUGCUGGUGGAUUGGCUUUGUGUUGGUAACCCUACAUCUCUGGAAGCUCAAUGUGCACCGAAUAGAGAGGACUGUAAAAAUGGAUACAACUUUAAAACAUGACAAAUAUCUUGCAGGUAGUUUAACCUUCGUUUUGGACAUCAAUUCUGCUGCUGCUCUUGUCAUAUCUGUGAUACCUCCAGCCAUCUACCUGGGUCUUUGUUUCAAGCUCAAGUCAGACACUCAAAUUACCAUUGCAGCAAUCUUGAGUCUCUGUUAUGCAUUCCUUAUGUUGACAGUGACAAUUUCUAUUAUUGGAUCAAUGUUGGAAGAGAAAACCAUCCUGACACCCAGCAGCAUUUUCAUCAUCUUCAUGGCCAUCCUUUACCUAAUCACUGCAGCAAUGCAUCCUCAGGAAUUUCCUCUGGUGUUCCAUGGCUUUCUCUACAUCAUCUGCAUCCCCAGCGCCUACCUUCUGCUCACCAUCUACUCCAUGGUUAACAUGAACAAUGUGUCUUGGGGCACCAGGGAGACAAAACCUGCUGCUGGUGCAGCCCCACCUCCAACUCUCACGCCACAAACGAGAGCACAGAAAGCCAAAAGUAUCUGCCAAUGGCUCGUCUCAUGGAUCAAAUGCUGCAAAAAAUCCAGCCAGAGAUUUCAAGGUGAACAGCUGAGUAGGAGUCAGGACAACACAGCCCAAGAGCCUGAGCAGCUUGAACCUGAACCCCAAAACACUAUUGUGGAGGAUAUAACUAUCACAGAAGAAGAACAGGGCAAGCUGGAUUGA
Molecule: messenger RNA, 1401 nt
Organism: Neolamprologus brichardi
Lineage: Eukaryota; Metazoa; Chordata; Actinopteri; Cichliformes; Cichlidae
Source: RefSeq, a predicted model, not a curated record